CAUGAGAAGUAACAGAUGCUUGUUAAAAAUGCAAAUUGUUCUUCCCUGCCUCACACCUCUUGCAUCACAAUCUCAAGAAAUGGAAUACACGGGCCUGCAAAUUUUAAUAAAACUACCAAUAUAAUUAACAAAUGUCAUCAACUCACUGCUUUAUGAGUUAGAAGAGGAAUCCCAGAAGCUAAGCUCAAAGCUGUUACCGCCUCUCUUGCUAGCAGAGAAAUACUUACCCCUCCCACACCAAUUAUCUCUCACUUCAUAUGUUAAGACUGUACUGACUUUUUAAACUCCAGGUAUAAAAAAUUAACAUGGAAAGAACCAACUGGACAGAGAUUGAGUUCAUUCUGCAGGGGCUUUCUGAGUACCCGAGAGCUGAAAAAUUCCUUUUCAUGAUGUGCUUGGUGAUGUACCUGGUGAUUCUCCUGGGGAACAGCACAUUUAUCAUUCUGACACUCCUGGAUGCUCGUCUCCACACACCAAUGUACUUCUUCCUUGGGAAUCUUUCCUUCCUAGAUAUUUGGUACACAUCCUCCUUCAUCCCCUCAAUGCUGAUACACUUCCUGUCAGAGAAGAAAACCAUCUCUUUCACUAGAUGUGUGGUUCAAAUGUCUGUCUCUUACACUAUGGGAUCCACUGAGUGUGUGCUCCUAGCAGUGAUGGCCUAUGACCGUUAUGUGGCCAUCUGCAACCCUCUGAGAUACCCCACCAUCAUGGACAAGGCACUUUGUAUUCAGAUGGCAGCUCUCUCUUGGGGACUAGGCUUUCUCAACUCAUUGACAGAAACUGUUCUUGCAAUACAGUUGCCCUUCUGUGGAAAAAAUGUCAUUAAUCAUUUUGUUUGUGAAAUACUGGCUUUUGUCAAGCUGGCUUGCACAGAUAUUUCCUUGAAUGAGAUUAUUAUAAUGUUGGGCAAUGUAAUAUUUUUGUUUUCUCCAUUACUGCUGAUUUGUAUCUCCUACAUAUUUAUCCUUUCUACUGUACUAAGAAUCAAUUCAGCUGAAGGAAGGAAAAAGGCCUUUUCCACCUGCUCAGCCCACCUCACAGUGGUGAUUGUGUUUUAUGGAACAAUCCUCUUCAUGUACAUGAAGCCGAAGUCCAAAGACUCUGCUUUUGACAAGCUGAUUGCCCUGUUCUAUGGCAUAGUCACCCCCAUGCUCAAUCCUAUCAUCUAUAGUCUGAGGAAUACAGAGGUACAUGGAGCUAUGAGGAAAUUAAUGAAUAGACACUGGUUCUGGAGGAAAUGAUGACACACUGACACCUUUGAGUUUAUGCACAAAAUACACUAUAAGUUUGAGGCAAGACUUUUAAAGUUAGACAAGAAAAGCAAUUAAGGUCAUAUGUUGAGUCAGAAUUUCAGUGUUAGAAAAAAAUUGAAGAUUAAGAGUUUAACUAUAUUACUUUAUGAAAAUGACUGAUUUCAUUAAAAUGUAGGUCUGUGAGAGUAAACUUUGGAAAAAAAAUACUUUCAGUAAGUCUUUCUAAGAAAAUCCAGCUUAGUAAGAAUUAAAACACAUUUUUCAGCCCUCUUUUUAAAAAAGCUAUUUUGUAUUUUUGUUCUUUUAUUCUUGCUCUUUAUUUUAUCCGGGGACUGGAUCUGGUCCCAACUUUCCCUUUCAGCUAUAUUAUUUCAACCUCUCCCCCUGUCCUUUCCCUCCCCCUAACUCUUCACACAAGUUGUGUUCUAUUUACCAUGUAAUUACCAAGUUACAUCAUUUUCUUUCACACCUAAUGACAAUAGCACGUGCUAUUCCAUCUGCAUUUUCACAUUUCUUCUCAGGUGAAAUCCUAACAAUCUCAUAAAGGACAGGUCAAGUGUCAUAUCCUCUGCAACACAGUCCAAAGUUUUCCCAGAGUUAUUUCUUCAUCUGUGCUGUCCUGGACUUUAUCUCCACUAAGCGAUUUUUUUUUAUACUAUAAUCAUUUAUUACCUUCUGAAAUUCUUCCCCGGGGCAGAACUAUGGCUCACUGUUCUCUGCAUAAAAUCUAAUGUCAAGUUAAUUAAAAACAGUUGGCAGUAAUGAACUGUUGAAUUAAUUAAAAAUUUUAAAGGAUAAUAAAAUUACGGUCUAAGUACCUGAUUUAAUACAAGGAGAUAACUGAAAUGUAUACAAAAUUUCCUUUACCAUACUACAAUUCUAAAAGAUUUUGGUAAAAUAACAGCUGAUUUUUUAAUGUAGGGAAAAAUAAGGGAAGAUAAAGACUGAAUAAAAUAUGCUGGAAAAAAUCAUUUUGGCCUGGUAAGACAAAAAACCCUAGUGGAUAUUAUUAUCAAAUAAGUAAUUGCUGAGAAAAAUGAAUCAAUUGCAUAAAUCUUAAAGAACACUGACAAUUUCAAUUACUUUCAGAAGAAAUGGUCUCAUUUAAAAUAUCUUCUUUUCAUUAGAAAAAACCUUGGACUGACUAGUAUUAAUAUAUAGUUGCAUUUUUAUAAUAGAUAUAUUUGUAUAAUAUAUAGUUGAGCUGCCUAGUACACUGUCAUCGCCCGAGCUUGGUGAGGAACUCACUGAGGCUAUGAACUUACUUGUGCAGUAAAACUA
Molecule: messenger RNA, 2534 nt
Organism: Callithrix jacchus (white-tufted-ear marmoset)
Lineage: Eukaryota; Metazoa; Chordata; Mammalia; Primates; Cebidae
Product: olfactory receptor 13D1-like
Biological process (GO): G protein-coupled receptor signaling pathway
Cellular component (GO): membrane
Molecular function (GO): olfactory receptor activity; G protein-coupled receptor activity
Source: RefSeq, a predicted model, not a curated record